CAUAAACCAUACCACCAUAUAAUAUACAAAUAAUUGGUCUGCCACUAUAUAUAUAUAUAUAUAUAGGUUAUCAUAUUGAUCCACAAAGAUAAGAUCAUGGAAUAUGACAAAGAGCCAAACACCAAAGAUAUUGGAUUCUGCCUUCUUCCUUCUGAUCUCUUGCAAAACAUACUCCUUCAUCUAUGUAUACCCGAAGUCAUUCGCAUGAAACAGGUCAAUAGAUAUGUAUUGAACACGAUAUUAGACCGACACUUCAAUCGUCUCUUCAAUCUAAGAUCACAGAGGGAUUCAUGGCUUUUUGUUUACGCCAAACGCUGGCGUCACGACGGUGCCCUUCACGGGCUUUCCGACAGGUCAUCACGCUGGUUCAAGAUUCCGGUGACGGAACUAUUGUCGGAGGUGAAUUUUCCCGGCGAAGACUUGUACUUGUUGACGGCUAACGGUCCACGUGGCACUUCGUCUUGGAGGCGGUCCGGUAUGAAGCUUAUAUCCGGUCCACCUGGGUCCGGUCAAUUCCGGUUUUUGUUCGCGGAGAUUGUUGAUAACCGGUCCGACCUCUAUGCGUAUGAUUCAAGAACCAACAUGUGGGAAUCUAAGAAAGGAGUACAUAACAACGUUGAUCAAGAUUGGAUCUUUCGCGAGAAAGAUCAAAUCUUUCUUAACAUAUCGAAUCGACCUCACGAGAACGUUUUGAUGAGUGUGGAAGAUGGGAUGAAUGCACAAUCUCAUUGCCCGGUGAUUCUACAGCCAAGGUUUAACCGAAACCCAGCCGUCCGGUUUAGCCAAACCGAUCCAGUGAAUCAACCGGUAUGCAUAUACGGUGAUGGGUGCAAAAUAAUAAUCGAAUUCGAAAUAAUCGAAGCAAGGACGAGAAGAACAAAGAGCAUGGAAGUGUGGAGUAUAAGCGCAAACGGUGAGAAAUGGGAGAUAGUAUCAAGAGCGCCAGAUGAGAUAAUCAAGAAGAUAAACAAGCCUUGCAGUGUAACGAUGGGGUGUUUAGAGAGGAGAUUAAGUGCAAUUAGGGUCGUAUUAAUAAUGUCUAAUCUCGAGGGCUUGUGGGAUAUAAUUAGGUUAAGCUAUGACAAGGAGAGGGACGAGUGGGAGUGGGUCCCGCUUCCCGAUUGUAGAUUCUUGCAAGGUUCAAACAUGGGUGGGUUUUGUUUGUCCUCUGGCCUCACUUUGUCUUGAAAUCAAUUAUUUAUGUAUAUGAUUUGUAAACAAAUGAAUUGUAAUACUAAUUGUAUCAAAUUA
Molecule: messenger RNA, 1251 nt
Organism: Tarenaya hassleriana
Lineage: Eukaryota; Viridiplantae; Streptophyta; Magnoliopsida; Brassicales; Cleomaceae
Exons: 2
Coding region: 97-1188 (363 amino acids)
Molecular function (GO): protein binding
Source: RefSeq, a predicted model, not a curated record